CGUCCUCCUUGCCUGCCGGGCUGGCAGCGAGCCCGCUGCUGGGUACCUGGGAAGAUCUGCUCUUGGCUUUCUGAGCUGAGGCGAAAGUCCGGUCCCUAGAGCGCGGAGAGCUGCGGUGCCAGGCGCCUCGGCGGACUCCCCUUCAAGUGUACGUCUGCAGCGGCCCAUGCUGUCUGCCACUCAUGGGUGUAAGCAAGUUAGAUAUUCUAUACCGGAGACUUCUCCUCACAAAGCUCUUCAUCAGAGGAUGGGGAAGGCCAGAAGAUCUCAAGAGACUCUUUGAAUUCAGAAAGAUGAUUGGAAAUCGAGAAAGGUGCCAGAAUCUGGUUUCAAGCGACUAUCCAGUGCACAUUGAUAAGGUUGAAGAACAGUCAGAUUGUAAGAUCCUAGAUGGACACUUUGUUUCUCCCAUGGCCCACUAUGUGCCUGGUAUCAUGCCAAUUGAGUCAGUUAUUGCAAGGUUCCAAUUUAUUGUGCCUAAGGAAUGGAACAGCAGAUACAGACCUGUGUGCAUUCAUCUGGCUGGAACAGGAGACCAUCAUUACUGGAGGCGCAGGACUCUCAUGGCUCGUCCUAUGAUUAAGGAGGCCCGAAUGGCUUCAUUGUUGCUAGAAAACCCUUAUUAUGGCUGCAGGAAGCCCAAGGACCAAGUAAGAUCCAGCUUAAAAAAUGUGUCUGACCUGUUUGUGAUGGGAGGUGCUCUUAUUCUGGAGUCGGCAGCUCUCUUGCACUGGUUGGAGAGGGAAGGUUAUGGACCUCUCGGAAUGACUGGAAUAUCCAUGGGAGGACAUAUGGCCUCCUUAGCAGUUUCCAACUGGCCCAAGCCCAUGCCAUUGAUUCCAUGCCUGUCUUGGUCCACCGCAUCUGGGGUCUUCACUACGGGUGUAUUGAGUAAAUCUAUUAAUUGGCGGGAGCUGGAAAAGCAGUAUUACACACAGACAGUUUAUGAAGAAGAAAUUAUUCAUAUGCUAGAGUACUGUGGGGCAGAUUCUUUCAAAAUGGGACAUGACUUCAUGAAACACUUCCCUAGCAGUGCAGACAAGCUGACCAACCUAAAUCUGGUUUCCAGAACAUUAAACUUAGAUACAACAGACCAAGUUGUGUCCCCAAAGCAUGUUGAGUGCCAUAAUUCUGGUAAAACAUCUGUCAGUACUACUUCAAAAGGACACUUGAUGCAAGAUACCGCUAAGAUGGAAUGCCUGAAUCAAACACUCUCAACUAACAAAAGUCGUUAUGCAAAUUACAACCCUCAGUCACCUCACCUGCUCAGCAAAGAACAGAAAAGAAGUAAUCUUCAGAAAGAAUCUCUGAUCUUCAUGAAGGGAGUCAUGGAUGAAUGUACUCAUGUAGCAAACUUCUCAGUUCCAGUUGACCCAAGCCUCAUUAUAGUGGUACAAGCCAAAGAGGAUGCCUAUAUUCCACGGACAGGAGUUCGAAGCCUGCAAGAAAUUUGGCCUGGUUGUGAAAUCCGGUACCUAGAAGGGGGUCACAUCAGUGCUUAUCUCUUUAAACAAGGACUCUUCAGACAAGCCAUCUACGAUGCCUUUGAACGUUUCCUUCAUAAAUAUGCUAACUAAUCGGAUCAAUGGAUCCUACUAAAAGCGUUCACCCUACGAUGAUGUGAGAAACAAGCAGACAGCACUACUUACCUGAUUGCUGCCAUAUAGUCUGUGUGCCAGUGUUAUGGGUCAGUUACCAACUGUAGAUUUUAUUAAUGUAAAAGCAGUACUUGAAUCGUACAAUCCUGAAGUGUUUGUUACUCUUGAAAAUCUCAUAUAUCCAAUAUGACAUCUGUUGUUAAUAUUUAUAAAAACAUUUUAAUUAUGAAUAAUUUAUUGAUUCUGAAUAAAUAGGAACCCUAUUGGUUUUUAAUAGAAUUGUUGAAACUAAGAUUAUAUAACAUAUGUACUGUAUACUGUUAUAUGGCAUUUUUUGCUAUUAACUUUAUUUUAAAACCUGUGUUCCUCCUUUUUGUCUAUGUAGUGGGUUUAUAAUCUAGCUUUCAACUUUAGGUAAUUUACUGCCAUAGAUGUGUAAAUCAGUGUUACCUUUGAAUUAUGAAAACUAUCCUGACUGCUGAGCUGUGCCUCUGUGUACAAACUGCAAUCCCAGCACUUGAGAAGUGAAGGCAAGAGGGUCAAGAGUCCCAUCAUUGUUCUUUACAGAGCAAAGUUGAGGCCAGCCUGAGCUACACGAGACCCUGUCUCAAAAAAAUAUGUCUGGCAUGGUAGCUCAUGCCUUCAAUCCCAGCAGGUAGGAGAGAGAAGCGUGUAGAGCUCUAUUGAGUUCAAGGCCAGUCUGGUCUGUGCGGCAAGUUGCAGGCCUGCCAAAACUACAUGAUAAGACUGUCUCAAAAACAGUAACACGACAGUAUAAAACAAACCUUACUGCUUUGUAAUGUUUUACUAACAACCUGAAUGCUGAAACAUGCAAAUAAGAUUAGUUAGACUAGAGCAGACUUUAAAGUGUUAUCAAACGUUAGGUCAGAAAAGUGCCAGGACUGGGGCUGUACUUGCCCAGCCUGUGAAGACUCUGAGGCCAGUCCCCAAUCCGCCAAACAGAAAGAAAACCUGUAUGUAUCUGGGAUGGGAGUCAAACAUGCUCUCUAUAUUUAAGAGAGCUUUGUCUUGAAAAAUGGAUAUGCUAGAUGAACUUUUCACUAGAUACUAGAUUCUUUCAGGCAUUUCUUACACACCUGGUUCUUCUGUUGCUUAAAGACUGAGUUAACAGCUUUGACUUUUUGAUUUCAGAAUUUAAUAGCUACAUAUGAAAUUGAACCAUUGUACAGAAAAACUUGAGGCUUUAUACACUGCUGACUUUUUAAAUGGGAUUUAUAUGGAUAGAUAUAUGGUGCUGAUAAUAAACUUCUCUGAGCAAGAAUGUUUAAAAGGUAAUAUUAAAAUGUGUUUGUUUGAAAUCUGUAUUGCUCUUAAAUUUAAGUUUAAUGGAGAUAUGUGGAUUUUUUUUUCUUUUUUGCAAGCCAGGGUUUCUGUGUAGCCUUGGAGCCUGUGGAUAGGUGGAUAUUAACAUGCCUUUGGCAGCUUUUUAAAGAUGCUGCGCCAUUCUAAGGUCUGUUCCUAAAGUUCCCAACAGCUGUUUAAACAUUUUUACUGUGGAGUCGGUGAUGGAAAAGUAGUUGCUUCUUGGACACUUGGACUUUCACAUAUAUCACAGUAAGGCUGUUAGAGCUACAGCAAUUUCGUAUAUUCAGACUAGAACUUUUACUUUUGACUUCCAGAACAAAAUGAUCCUUUAAAUAAAACCUAUGUACACCUUUAAUCUCAGUGCUCUGGAGGCUGAGGCAGGCCAAUCUCUCAGCUGGAGGCCACCAGGACUACACAGAGAAAACCUGUCUGUCUUUUUAAAAUAAAUAAAUAAAACAAGAGAUUAAAUGUAUUACACCAUUCUAUCAUGCAUAUAGUGAGAGAAUUUCUUUGGAUUCUGAACAUAGUUUCAGCCAAAAACAUUUUUCUUCACAUAUGCAUUUAUUAAAAACAUUCUGUGGUAUGUAGUUUUUCUACUAGUAAAAUAAUGAAAAUUUGAUAUUUUAAUUAAUUCUUAGACUAUUUUAGAAUUUUUAUUUUUUAAGAACUGGGUGCAGAGUCAGGCAUGGUGGUACAUACCCUUAAUCCCAGCUCUGGGAGGCAGAGUUCAAGGCAAGCCUGGUCUGCCAAGCAGUUCAGAACAGUCAGAGAUAUACAGAGAAACCUUAUCUCAACAGAGGGAAAAAAAAAGAACUGUGUGUCACUGGCAGGACAUGCCUGUAAUUCCAGCACUUGGGAGGUAAAGGAUCAGUCACAAGUUCCAGGCCAAUACAGUCUACAUAGUGUGUUCCCAGACCACUCAGGACUAUCUGUCUCAAAUAAAUAAAUUUAUUUUUAUCCUUCAUUCACAAAACUGCCUAAGCUGAUUAAUUCAGAGAGAAAAAAAAUACCUUUUUUCACGUUUCUUUAAGCCCACUCAGCAUAAUAAAGCAUUCAUACACACACAUUAUAUAUAUUCUUUGAGAAAUUAAUGUAUUUUCAAAGAAGUCCUGCCUGCCAUUUUCCCGACACUUUGUGGAUUAGGUCUAUAAAUACUAUAGAUUCAAUCAGACCAGAGUUGCAGGGAACUAGUUUUCACAGGCCAGUUUGACCCAGUUUUGUCUGGUGUACAGAAUAGGUGUGAAUUCCCAAUUCUGCUAGCAGACUUCUUAUGUGUAAGUAACUACUACUCUAUAUUUUCACUCAGCUCUAAAGACCUGGUGUAGUUCUAUACUUAGACUUCAUGAUUUGCCAAUGUUGUCAUUAGAUUUUAUCAAUGUAUUUUUAACGUGGUGCUUUCUCUAAUGUCUAUUAACAUUAUAACUGAAUUUUUAAGAUAUUUCCAAAUUUAUAUUUCAUAAUAAAAAUCUAUUUUAGUAGUUAUUUGCUUUGUUUUCCU
Molecule: messenger RNA, 4422 nt
Organism: Microtus oregoni (creeping vole)
Lineage: Eukaryota; Metazoa; Chordata; Mammalia; Rodentia; Cricetidae
Gene: Abhd18
Product: abhydrolase domain containing 18
Exons: 13
Coding region: 183-1577 (464 amino acids)
Source: RefSeq, a predicted model, not a curated record